Molecule: messenger RNA, 658 nt
Organism: Engraulis encrasicolus (European anchovy)
Lineage: Eukaryota; Metazoa; Chordata; Actinopteri; Clupeiformes; Engraulidae
Gene: vegfba
Product: vascular endothelial growth factor Ba
Exons: 5
Coding region: 6-584 (192 amino acids)
Biological process (GO): positive regulation of angiogenesis; positive regulation of mast cell chemotaxis; vascular endothelial growth factor signaling pathway
Cellular component (GO): membrane
Molecular function (GO): growth factor activity; vascular endothelial growth factor receptor binding; heparin binding
Source: RefSeq, a predicted model, not a curated record
AGUGGAUGGAGGUGUAUGAGCGCAGCAGCUGUCAGCCGCGGGAGGUGCUGGUGGAGGUGUGGAAGGAGUUUCCGCAGGAGACGCAUCACCUGUACCUGCCCUCCUGCGUUCCGGUGCGGAGGUGCGGGGGCUGCUGCGGCGACGAGGCACUGGAGUGUGUACCAUCACGCACACACACACUCACCAUGGAGUUGAUGAGGACCUCAUAUAUGGUGCAUGAGAUGGUACAGCUGCCCUUCACUGAACACAGUCAUUGUGAAUGCAGGGUCAGCUAUGGCCAGCUGGCCAGUGGCUGGAUGGAGAGCCUGGAUUGGAUGGAUGUCAACACCCCCAGUAGCGCUGUACACCCAGUGUGGACCACCGGUGCUCCCACCCCGGCCCCCACCACUACCCUGUCCCCUACCCAGAGCACGGCUGCUUCCCCUGGGCAGGAGCUGGUGCAGUGUGCCCCCUGCCAUGGGCGCUGGAGGACCCUGGACCCCGAGUCCUGCGAGUGUCUGUGUCGGCUGAGGGAGGCGGGGUGCACGCGCCGGGGGAAGACACUCAACCAGCACAGCUGCAGGUGUGAAGCACAGAGGGAAUGACGAAACACAAGACGAGAUAAGACAGACAUCUUUUACUCUUCCGCCGCGGUGGGUAUCCAUCCAUCGCCCCUGGA